AUGGAUACCAAGAGGAGACGGCCCGAACGCGAUCGCCUCAGCGACCUCCCCGACGACAUCAUCGGCCACGUCCUCUCCUUCCUCCCAUCCCAAGAGGCCGCCCGCGCCGCCAUCCUCUCCCGCCGCUGGCGCGGCGCCUUUGCCAACGUCCACACCAUCUCCUUCCAGCAGGCGCCGAGCGACCACGAAUCCUCCCACGACGAUUCGGACGGUGACGAUGAUGUCCCCCGCAGCCCGAACAGGCGGCUCGUCGACUGGAUCAAUAACGCGCUGUUGAUCCGGAGACGCUGCGGCGGCAGGGACGCACAGCUGCGCAGCCUCUGCGUGGACUCUUGCUCGGUGCACGACUGGGUCACCUACGCCCUUGGCCAUGGCGUCGAGGAGCUCCAACUCGAACUUCGCAGGCGCGGGGACCGCAGCCACAUCUGCCAAAGCGAUAAUUCGUCAGACUCUUCAGAUUGUGAAUCAGACUAUUCAGAUUCUUCAUCAGGCUUUUAUGAUUCAUCAGAAUCAGAUUCGGCCGACAGCAGCAGCGUCAGCGGCUACGAAUCAUCUGACGAUGGUGCCAACGUCGGCGGCGAUCGUGCUUUUCCGGCAAGGCUCUAUGCGUGCGCUAGCCUGCGAGCACUGCACCUCUCCUCCUGCUGGACGCUCGAACUGCCAUCCACCGUCCAUCUCCCGUCCCUGGAGACACUGGCUCUCAGCAACAUCAGUUACGCGAGUUCUGGGGGAGACAUCCAGCGGCUGAUCUCCGGCUGCCCGCGCCUCGCCGACCUGACGCUCGAAGCCUGCGACAGGAUCACCAACAUCACCAUGCCGCCAGAAACGCGCCUCCGGAGCUUCGCCUUGCGCUGCUGCCAACGCUUCCGUGGCAUCACCCUGGACUUGUCGGAGACACGAGAGUUCGAGUACAGAGGCCGGCAGCCCGACGCUUCUCAGUUCACGCUCGUCGGCGGCGCGCCAACAAGAAUUGUUUCAGCCAAGAUUCACGUAUGCGGCAGGAGGAUCGACCUUGAGAGGCUCCGAGAGUUCCUUCUCCUGUUUGCGAACGCCGCGCACCUCCAACUCGGAUGGCCCGACAAGCAGUCCCGAUCCGACUACGAUGAUUUCUUCGCUCAGUUCCCUCUGUUCCACAACGUCACGAGGCUCGAGCUGGCAAGCCGUUGCAAGCAUCAGGGUGUCGUCCUCACGGUGGCCGGGAUCCUGCAGCAGACGCCAAACCUGACCGUUCUGUCGCUCAACCUCGGCGACGACAGGAACAGAGUCCUCCUGGAUGACCAGGACGUCGCUGUGGAUGUGCCGAAGGUGCCGGUGCUGUGCUUGGGGGAGAGGCUGAGGGAGGUGAGCGUGGAGCAGUACGAGGGGGCCAACGUGCAGAGGAAGCUGCUCCAUUGGUUGCUUACCGGCGCGCUGGUCGUCGAGUCUGUACGCGUCGUGUUUGCCAAGGGGGGAUACUCGGUGCUCGAUGAGUUGACGACCGAAAUCAAACAUUGGGCCGCGAAUCCGGCUGCCAUAGUUUCAUUUUUGUGA
Aegilops tauschii subsp. strangulata is the source of this 1530-nucleotide messenger RNA. RefSeq names its product F-box protein At4g22280-like. Lineage: Eukaryota; Viridiplantae; Streptophyta; Magnoliopsida; Poales; Poaceae. Gene Ontology annotation, molecular function: protein binding. The record is from RefSeq and is a predicted model, not a curated record.